AUGGUACACCUUGUGGCCGUACCAGAGACAAUCACGGCAAGUGGCUGUGCUUGUGUCUUUAUUGACACCAUCUUCCGACUUCAUGGGUUGCCCCGUGAACUCGUAGCAGACAAAGAUCCACGAUUCACUGCUGAUUUCUGGCGUUCCGUGUUCAAAUCACUCGGAACGCGCUUGAAGAUAUCGACAUCUGAUCAUCCAGAGUCAGAUGGUCAGACGGAACGUGCCAAUCGUGUCCUCGAAGAGAUACUUCGAGGAUACGUACACUCCUUUAAGAGUUGGAGUGAGUUUUUGCCAAUGGUAAAGUUUGCCAUUAACAACUCGGUGCAUGCGUCCACGACACAUACACCGUUUUACGUGAAUGGCUUGCGCCAUCCGCGUGUACCCACCUUACUAGAGUGUAACUCUGGUUUAAGGGGGGGAGGGACUUGCGCGAGCAAAAACCGAUUUGGUUCACGCUCAUCACGCUCUGACGAAGAGGUCAUUGCGUUUGAUGCCGAUAUCGAUAACAUCGAUAUCGAAGAAGAUGAUGCCAGUGAGAGUGCGGAAGCCCUCACUGAAGAAGAUGAUCCCAGUGAGAGCGAGGAAGCCCUCACUGAAGAAAAGGUUGAUGUCGCUGCAGUGCGCUCACAGCGCACUGAAGCUAACGAGUCAUCAGAUGAGUUCAUACUGGCUCGUGAAACGGUAGUCCGUUUUGUGCAAGACUCCAUCGCCGAAGCGGUGACUUAG
Peronospora matthiolae is the source of this 726-nucleotide messenger RNA. The record is from the annotation of a GenBank genome assembly. Lineage: Eukaryota; Oomycota; Peronosporomycetes; Peronosporales; Peronosporaceae.